CUGUCGCACGGCAGCCCGCAACUGCCGAAUUUGCUGUUGUUGUCGUUGUAAAGUUUGUUGUAAUUGGAGGACGUCCAACUGCAAGCUGGCUAUUAAAGCCGUAUACGUUGAACGCCCUCUAA
Molecule: messenger RNA, 122 nt
Organism: Ambispora gerdemannii
Lineage: Eukaryota; Fungi; Glomeromycota; Glomeromycetes; Archaeosporales; Ambisporaceae
Source: the annotation of a GenBank genome assembly